AUGAAGGUGCUCCAGAAACCAGGAAAGGAGGAAAUAAAUUCCCUUCCUGAGUCUAAGGAGGCGGAGAGCGCGUCGGCGCUGCCCCGAGUCCCGAGGGGCGGCAGCAGCGCGCUUCUGCAGCAGCCGCUGCUCAGCCACACCUCGCAUCUCUUCACAGCGUUUCUCCAAACUUCGGGAUCCGAACAGCGACCCCGUACCGUAAAAAGUAGCAUCGGUGACCCGCAGGCCAGCGGCUUGCGAACAGUUUGCUGUCACCGUGCACCGGCAACUUUGUGCCGGCCGCCCGCGCCCUCUGCGUCGGGAGCGGACGGGAAGGUGCGCCAGGAGCAGGGGCGGGCGCGGGGCUGGCGGCUCCGCUCCGGUGCGCAGGAUGCCGCACCCGCCUCAGCCGAGGCCCCGGUGACUGACAGGCGUUGGGGGCGCGGCCCCGCCUGCAGCCCGGGGACGCCGCGCACCGCCGCGGUUCUCCGCUCCGCCGGGGACGCCAGGGCCGGGCGCCGCGAGCCGUGCCGCCCCGAGCCCGCCGUGCCUCCCCGCCGCGAGCGCAGCCGCAGCCCCGCGGCCCUGCCCCGCGCCCGCCCCGCGCCCGCUCUCACCUGCCCGGGUCGCCAGCGGCCGCUCAGCCUCCUCAGCCACCGCAGCCCGCGGCGCGCGUCCACCGCGCCAAGCCCCGCCCCGCCCCGCCCCGUGAGGCGGGGCCAAAGCGACCGCUCCGGAAUCUCGCGAGGCUUGACUCCAGGGUUUUAA
Molecule: messenger RNA, 747 nt
Organism: Peromyscus eremicus (cactus mouse)
Lineage: Eukaryota; Metazoa; Chordata; Mammalia; Rodentia; Cricetidae
Exons: 2
Coding region: 1-747 (248 amino acids)
Source: RefSeq, a predicted model, not a curated record